UGAUGGUAAAUUUCGGGUACGCGUCGGGUACGCGAGAAUAUACCGUAUGUGCCGGAGAUCCGAGAAAUUCUCAUCCGUACGGUUUUUCCUGUGCAUAAUAUGUUGCGGUCCUGCGUAGCCUAACAACGAGACGGAAUUUCGGCAAGUCACUAUCAGUACUAGAGAAAUCAAAAAAUCAUGUUUUAUGCACAUUUUGUGUUGGCCAAAAAGGGGCCUUUGGCCCGUAUAUGGCUGGCCGCUCAUUGGGAUAAGAAAUUAACGAAGGCACACGUGUUUGAGACGAACAUUGAGAAAUCAGUAGAUGGUAUAUUGCAACCAAAGGUCAAGAUGGCUUUGCGGACAUCUGGUCAUUUAUUAUUAGGAGUAGUGAGAAUCUAUUCGAGGAAGGCCAAAUAUCUGCUAGCUGAUUGCAAUGAAGCUUUUGUGAAGAUCAAAAUGGCCUUCAGGCCUGGAAUGGUAGAUCUACCUGAGGAACAUAGAGAGGCAGCUGUAACAGCUAUCACUUUACCAGAAGUAUUUCAUGAUUUUGAUACUGCUAUGCCUGAACUCAAAGAUGUUGAUAUUGAAGCACAAUUCAGUCUAAAUCAAUCUAGAGCUGAAGAAAUAACAAUGAGGGAAGACUAUGGCAGUUUAUCUUUAGUUACACAUGAUCAAGGUUUUGGUGACAUGAGUUUUGACGCUGAGCCACCAGAACUGCUACGACAUGGUAGUGGCAUGGAACCUUCUUUAGAUCAGAGUCAUAUGUUAUUCAGUGAUGGGCCAGGAAUAGAGACGGCAUUGGAACAGAAAGAGAAAGAACCGGUUGCGGGAACAUCUGCUACGACACAACCCAUGGAUAUAGAUACACCCAUCAGAGAUGACGGUUUUGGUGGUCAUCUUGGCCAAGAUAUCAUAUCGGGAGGUCUCUUUGAAGGUGGCUUAUUUGAUGAAGCUCCAAUGGGUGAGGUCCCUGUACCUGAAGUUAGUUCGAUAAAUGAACAGCAGGAAACAGGUGCAGCUCCUGGAACUGCUGCUUCUGUGCAUGACGAAUCUGACGAGGAUAUGGGUGAUCACUUUGGUGGUCCGGCCUCUCCAAUGGGGGGCAUGAGCUCUGAUGGAUCUAGACCAGCUACACCAGCUGCAGCUGGAGAAGAAAUUGAAGGUAGAAUAAGCGUUGCCAGUCGACGUUUUACACCAGCUCCACAAGUUAUACCAGAAGAACAUGCUAUUGACAACAUAGAAGAGCCACCACCUUUACAAGAUCAAACCACAUUAUUACACGAUGAGGAAGAAAGUUUUGCGUUGGCUCCAAUUGAUGCGUCUGCUUUGAAGGGAUUCACAAAAGCUAAACGCAAGCGCAAACUUAUUGUUGAUGAAGUAAAAAAUAUUUCUGGUGAAGAAAUGAAGGCACAGCUGUCCGAUACUAGCGAUAUUAUCACGACAUUAGACUUGGCACCACCUACGAAAAGAUUGAUGCACUGGAAAGAAACCGGUGGAGUGGAAAAACUCUUUGCUCUACCAGGAAGGCCUAUCCCGGCUCGUGUUCUAUUUAAAAAUUAUCAAAGACAUCUGACCAGCAAGUCUUACGAUCAUGAAGAUUUCGGGCGACUUGGAACUGAGGAAGAUGGAAUGUCUUUGGAACAAAUGAGAGAUGCUCCAGAAACAGAAGUAUCUUAUGAACAAAGUAUCCUCAAUAAACGUGCAGGACGAAAACGAAAAGCGGCACAAGAGGAUGAGAUAAGACAACCUCAACCACCUCAACCAACUCCAACGGAAUUUAGUCAACCAAACGAGGAAGUUCCAAACAUAAUCGCGCAACAUAAUCUCUCCUCAGAAACGCCUGUACUACCUGAAGUAUCUUUACCAGCAGAACCAUCAGUUUCCGACAUAAGCAGCAUUGUGCCUUCUGGUGAGCCGUCUGAGGUUGCAUCGGUAGUUACCGAAACGCCUUUGCUCGGGUCAGAAAUACCGCAAAUCGCACCUGAAGUCAGCUCGAUACUCGGCACACAUGAACAGCCGCAAGUACCAUCAACGUCAACACAAGAGGAAGCUGCCGCCAUUGUACAAACAUCCGAUAUGCCACAGAUGGAGAACAUGGGUUACGACCAAGCACAACCACAGGUUUCAUAUAUGGGCUAUGAUGAACAACAUCCCCCAGCACAUACACCUGGUGCAAUUUCCGAAAGAGGACCGGCUACACCAUGGAAUCAUGAGGAUUAUGAAUUUCCGCCAUCCGUCGGACCUCAAGAGGAACAACAAAUGGAUGAAACUUAUGAGCAGUUUGAGGAACGUGUUCUUAACAAGAGAGCAGCGCAUAUGUAUCAUGUUAUUAAAAACAAAUUAGAUACCAAAGAUAAAUUAACGCUAUCGGAAAUGGCAUUCAAAAAUAAUCGCAAACAGAUUGCACAGAAGUUUUAUACACUGUUAGUUUUGAAAAAGUUCCAAGUAUUAGAACUCAAUCAAGAAUAUUCGUAUGCCGAGAUUAUAGUCACAAAAGGACCAAAAUUCGAAAAUCCUGCAUUGUAAAGAUUUAUGCUCUUAAUUGAAAAAUUCUAUGUAUCGAUGAAAGGAUAUUGACAUUUAUCUUUAUAAAAUAUCAAAAUAAUAGUUACAUUUUUUCAUAAAAUAAAUUCUAAAUUAAGAUUGAAAAAAAUCUAUUAAUUUUAAACGUAGAACGAUAAACGAAGAUGAUUUGUGGAAAAUGACAAAAUGUCUGAUUUUUUAUUCCCUGUCUUGGAAAGAUGUAUAAUGAAUACUAAUUAUUAAUAAUUUUAAUGGCAUUACAAUCUUUUUAUAUUUGUAUUUUUUCUUCAAAAAUUGAUGUUUUACAUUAUUCAUCAAUCCGAACAGGGUUUGUAUAUAAACAUAAUAAAUAAUUAAGGAAUAUUUUAGGACAUAUAUUAUCAGUAACUUAAAUCUAUUGCAAAAAGGUCCAAAACUACAAGUACUCUUGACGUUAAUAAAUUUUGAUAUAUAUUUUUUUUUUUAUGAGAAUAUUGAUGCAGUUAAAUAUUUCUAGAUUUUUAAUUUGUAAGAUUCAAAAAAUAAUUCAGAAAUUUAUUUAUAGUCACACACACACACGCGCGCGCGCGCGCACACUCACGUAUCGUAUACAUUUAUUUGUAAACAGUUAUUAAUGGAAGAGUCUAUAUAAUAAUUUGUGAAUAAUAAUUUUAUGUAUUAUUGUCACAGAAUGAAUAUAUAUUUUCUAUUUAUGUCUACAUGGAAAUAGUAAAGCUAAAUAGAUUAAAAAAUUUUUUUAUUUAUAAUACUUUUAUCAAUUGAGAUCAUAUUAAUGUCGCAAAAAUCAUUAUUAGCACAUCUUUUCUUUAAAUACCUAUUUUGAAAAUUAAUAAAUACUUUGCACACAAAUGGAUAAGUCAAUAAAAUUUAAUUAUACGGUGCUGGUUAUUUUAGAAAAGAAAAUGUGAACUCUAUAAUAUUAUCAAAGAAAAUUAUUUAAUAUUUUGUUGUAUUUGUAUGUCUGUCUUGUGAUGUACAAGAAUGUUACAAAAAAUAAACAAGAUAUUUUAAAUGUUUAUCAUAAAAAUUUUGCAAUAAAGUCAUAAAUUUACAUUGUAAAUAAACAUAUAAUCAAGAUAAAAUAAAUCGUUAAGGUAUAAUCAUAAAAAAUACUUUAAUGCUGUCAUUAAGUUUGAAAUCAGUUAACUGCCAUGAUGUAAUAAAUGUAUUGUAAAUAAUAUUUAACGAAUCAGUGAAAAAAUAAAUAUCGUUUAUAAACGAUAUUGAAUCUAUACUGAACAUACAUAUCAUAUAAUACUUAAAACUGUUAUUCUCAUUAUUUUCCAUUAAUGAACUGUUAUAUUAGAUACAUACCUAUUAUAUAAUAAUUUAUUAAGUUAGCAAUGUUUAUAAUCAUUUUCUUUUAUAUGCGUGAUGUUAAAAAAUGUCGUCUUUACUUAAAACUUAUUAUUUUAAUAUUCGAGAAAAUAUUCUUUUCCUAUUACUGUAUGAGAUUGUAUGUUAGAUACAUUUUGUAGCAGGUAACACACACACGUAUAUGUGUGUGUGUGUAUAUACACACACACAUACACCCAUUUAAUAUUUAUAUAAUAGUAUAUAUUAUUAUAUAUUUAAUAAUACUAUAUUUUAUAUAUUUUCAUCUGAAAUUUAUAAUAGGUGUGCGUAUAAUACAUAUGAUUUAAGUCACAUUCAUUGUUAAUAAUUACAUAGAUAUUUGGAUAAAACUGAUAUAAUUAGUAUAAACAGUAUGUGAAAUACAUUUUCGAUUUACUGUAAAUACCAUAAUUAUUAUCAACUACAAAAAAUUUCCUUACACACAAAAGUUUAUUCACAUAAAAUAGUAAAGAAAUGUAAGUUAAGAAUAUCCUAAUUUUGAGUAAUAAAUACAAAA
Messenger RNA from Monomorium pharaonis (pharaoh ant), 4354 nucleotides. It is a transcript of the gene vtd, whose product is annotated as double-strand-break repair protein rad21 homolog. Gene Ontology annotation, cellular component: synaptonemal complex; cohesin complex. The coding region runs from base 178 to 2505 and encodes 775 amino acids. NCBI's taxonomy places the organism in Eukaryota, Metazoa, Arthropoda, Insecta, Hymenoptera, Formicidae. The transcript is spliced from 13 exons. The record is from RefSeq and is a predicted model, not a curated record. Gene Ontology annotation, biological process: mitotic sister chromatid cohesion; replication-born double-strand break repair via sister chromatid exchange; synaptonemal complex assembly. Gene Ontology annotation, molecular function: protein binding; chromatin binding.